This is a messenger RNA of Nerophis ophidion (straightnose pipefish), 7440 nucleotides long. RefSeq lists its product as uncharacterized. The transcript is spliced from 3 exons. Lineage: Eukaryota; Metazoa; Chordata; Actinopteri; Syngnathiformes; Syngnathidae. Bases 275 to 2857 code for a protein of 860 amino acids. The record is from RefSeq and is a predicted model, not a curated record.
CGCUAAAUUACUUCCUGUUGGUUGACUUCCGGUAUUUGUUCGAAAGCUAGAGAUACGUUUUGUGGUCUUCUGUAGUACUUUCUGUUGCCAUCCUACACAAAGCGGCGAAGAAGCAAUGCCUUUUUCACCAUCUUGUCUAUGAAGGAAUUGUCAAAAGUAAAUGGUCAAGCUUACAACAACGUUCUCUUCAUUGACUCCGGUUUGGCUUGGUGUUGAGUUGGCGUUUUUACACGUCUCACGAGAACACUAAAGUGAAAAAGGCACGUUCCGGCACAUGGCAACUAGUCACAGUGGAAGCAGCAAAACGUCAGUAUCCACAGCAAGUGCAGCUCUUGUUAGAGCUAAAGCAGAAGUCGCGGAAGUACAAGCGUCGUACGCAAGCCAAGAAGCUAAGCUUAAACUGGAAGAAGCUAAGCUAAAACUGGAAAAGGCUCAUAAUCAAUUAGAAACAACGAGAAUAACCACAGAAUUAGAAGUGCUGACAUUACAACGAGAAGCAGACGCAGCUGAGGCGGAAGCUAAGGUAUUGGAGGAAGCUUCGGGAGCACAAUCCACUGGCGAUGACAGGAAAACUGAAUCAGAAAAGGCAAACAUUGAACGCACCAGUGAAUAUGUUCAAUCACAGAUCGACCUUCAACAGCAGUUGUCAUCUCUAGCUGCCUUGUGUCCAGCAAUAGAUAAGCAACCGUAUCCGUUAACACAAGCUACCAUCAACACCUGGCAUCUGGAUGAAAAUACUCCAUAUAUGCAACCCAGUCCUAAUAGAACAAACUUUAAGAGCGAUAAAGAAUCUCACUUAUCCACACCAAACUUAAAUAAACCAGUUAAAGCCACGACAAACUCCGAAGAAAAAAGACAAUCUGGCUCAAACAUACAUGCUCCGCCCUAUGUUCCCCAACAGGUUCCACAAGCCAGCAUACUGUCUUCAGUGGAACCAUUGGCCCACUAUUUGGCAACACGAGAUCUCAUCACUUCAGGACUGUACUACUUCGCUGAUAAACCAGAAGAUUAUCGCGCAUGGGAGUCGUCAUUCACUACAGCGGUCAGCGGUGCUCACCUCACAACAACCCAAGAACUAGACCUCAUGACAAAGUGGCUUGGUAAGGAGUCUGGAGAACAUGUGAGACGCAUCCGCUCAAUGUAUGUAAACCAUCCAGAACUGGCUCUACACAAAGCAUGGGAAAGACUGCGUGACUGUUAUGCUACCCCUGAAAUCAUUGAAAAAUCACGAUUUGAUCGGCUGGACAAUUUCCCCAAAAUUUCUAAUAAAGACAACGCAAGGCUACGCGAACUGGGAGAUUUGCUCAUGGAAAUUCAAGGUUUUAAGAAGGACGGCUAUGUCACCGGCUUGUCCUAUCUGGAUACGUCACGUGGAAUUAGGCCGAUUGUGGACAAGCUUCCUUAUAGCCUUCAGGAAAAAUGGACAUCUUCUGGGUUUUUGUACAAAGAACAUAAUAACGGUUGCUUCCCUCCCUUCCACUACUUCUGUGUUUUUGUGUGCUCUGAGGCAAAGAAACGAAAUGACCCCAGUUUCACCUACCAGUACAAUACAACUGCUAACCUUGACAAACACAUUGCAAAAGGUUUUAACUCCAACAGACCCAUCACAGUGCACAAAACAGACAUUUUAACAACCAAUAGUGACCCCAAUGAAUGUUGUCCUCUACACAACAAACCACACCCCCUUAAGAAAUGCAGGACAUUCCGAAACAAAUCCCUGGAUGAUAGAAAGGCCUUUUUGAAGGAAAAAGGGAUAUGUUUUAAAUGUUGUUCCUCAGUUUCACAUCUCGCCAAACAAUGCCAGUCUUCUGUGAAGUGUUAUGAAUGUGGAAACACUCAUCAUGAGGCAGCAAUGCAUCCUGGUCAAUCCCCUCAAAUGGCCAAGGCUCCUCCAUCUCUUAAAGAGUAUGGCGGGGAGGCAGAAGAACAGUAUAACAUGCCUGAUGUUAGCACGAGCUGUACAGAUGUUUGCAGUCAAGGUCAGUGGGGGCGCUCAUGCUCAAAAAUAUGCCUUACUAAAAUGUACCAUAAAAACUUCAAGGACAAGGCCAUCAAAGCAUACGUAAUUUUGGAUGACCAAAGUAAUCGAUCAUUGGCAAGACCAGAAUUGUUUAAAAUGUUCAAUGUGGACAGCAAACCAAUCACUUAUCAUCUCAGAACUUGUUCUGGCCUUGUAGAGGCACACGGCAGGGAGGCUGAGGGUUUCCAGAUUGAGUCCCUAGAUGGUAAAGUUCUCAUCUCACUUCCAACACUCCUCGAGUGUAUAGAGAUUCCAAAUAAUUGGAAUGAGAUCCCAACACCAACUGCAGUUUUGCAUCAACCCCAUCUCCAUCACAUUGCCAAACACAUCCCCGAAUUGGACCCCGGAGCACAAAUACUCCUUCUCCUUGGAAGAGAUGUAAUCAGGGCACACAAGGUCAGACAGCAAGUAAAUGGACCACACGCCGCUCCUUUUGCACAAUGUCUGGAUUUAGGCUGGGUGGUGAUGGGAGAAGUGUGUUUAGGCAAUACACACAAACCAACAAUUAAUUCAAUGAAAACAAACGUAUGGGAAAAUGGACGUCAUUCCAUCUUUCUACCCUGCACCAGUGUCAUGUGUGUUAAGAAGCAACAAACCUUCAACCAGUCCUGCAAAUCACAAGAAAGGAUGCUGGGAUCGACAGUUUUCAACCAAACUGAACAUAACAACAAACCUGCUCCAUCAAUGGAUGACCUCCUCUUUCUAAAGAUCAUGGACAUUCAAACCUACAGAGAUGGAUCCAACAAUUGGGUCGCUCCACUCCUAUUUAAGGAACCACGUCAACGUUUGCCAAACAAUAAGGCCCAGGCAAUCAAGCGGUUCAUGUCACUUCAAUGAACCCUCCAAAGGAAACCGGAAAUGCAGGAACAGUAUGUCACAUUCAUAGAAAAGCUCAUUACCCACAAGCAUGCAGAGGUAGCGCCGCCAUUGAGGAAAGAUGAAGAGUGCUGGUAUUUGCCAUCCUUUGGCGUAUACCACCCACGAAAACCUGACCAGAUCAGAUUCGUUUUUGACUCUAGCGCCCAACACGCAGGUAUUUCCCUAAAUGACGUGCUACUCUCUGGACCCGACCUCAACAACUCCUUGCUGGGCGUUCUUCUGCGCUUCCGGAAGGAAAGAGUAGCGAUUAUGGCAGACAUCCAGCAGAUGUUUCAUUGUUUUUUGGUGCAUGAAGAUCAUCGAAAUUUCCUACGUUUCUUGUGGCAUCAGGACAAUUAUCUCAGGAAGCCAGUUAUUGAUUAUCGCAUGAGGGUCCACGUGUUUGGCAACACACCAUCUCCUGCUGUGGCAAUCUAUGGACUGCGAAAGGCCAUCAGGGAAGGUGCACAGCAGCACGGAGAUGAUACAGUCAGGUUUGUAGAAAGGCACUUUUAUGUGGACGAUGGCUUGGUAUCCUUACCAUCUGAAGGUGAGGCUAUUGACCUGCUCCAAAGGACAAAGUGUUCACUCGCCGAGUCGAACCUUCGCUUGCACAAGUUUGUAUCAAACUCUGAGGAAGUCAGCAAAGCCUUCUUCCCUCAAGAUUGUGCCCCUGUGGUCAAAUACUUAGAUUUUGAGUGGAGACUUUACACCCACACAACGGAGCUUAGGGUUGCUCUGGGAGAUUACAUCUGACACAUUUACAUACUUUGCAUCACCAACAAACAAACCAUUCACUCGACAUGGUGUUUUGUCUACAGUAAACAGUGUUUUUGAUUCCCUAGGAAUGCUCGCACCUGUCACAAUUCAGGGAAGAUCCCUUCUCAGAGAACUUACCUCCGAGCUAGCAGACUGGGACACGCCCCUGCCAGAAGCCAAAAAGAACAAGUGGGAGACUUGGAAAGAGUCUCUUCAAGGCUUAAACAAGAUUCAUAUUCCACGCAGGUACACUGCAAAGUCACUGUGUGAUGCGGUGCUCGCAGAGUUGUGCGUGUUUUCAGAUGCAUUAUGCAAGGCCAUUGGUGCUGUGGCUUACCUGAAAGUGGUCCAAGAAGAUGGAGAGGCCGAAGUCGGAUUUGUGAUGGGAAAGGCCAAGUUGGCACCCCAGUCUGAACCUACUAUCCCAAGGCUCGAGCUCUGUGCUGCUGUGCUAGCGGUAGAGAUGGCAGAUCUCAUCCAAGAUGAGCUGGACCUCAAGUUCGAUGAAGUUCGCUUCUACACAGACAGUAAGGUAGUGCUUGGAUACAUUUGCAACGAGAAAAAACGUUUCUACACCUAUGUUCAUAACAGAGUCCAGCGUAUUCGUCAAUCUUCAAAUCCCGAUCAGUGGAACUAUGUGUGCACAGAGGAAAACCCUGCAGAUCAUGCGUCAAGAUCUUUACCUGUAUCAAGCCUUGGACAAACAUCUUGGUUUAUCGGCCCUGCAUUCCUGCAAAAGACAUCUGCAAAAAUGACACAAACCAGUGAAAGAUUUGAGCUCAUUGGACCACAUAACGACUCUGAAAUCCGACCACAAGUGCAGACCUGCGCUACUUACCUGGAACGUCAGAUACUCAACCCAGAUCGCUUCCAACGAUUUUCCACUUUCACUUCCUUGGUGAGGGGUGUGGCAUUCCUCACCCACGUCGCAAGAACAUGCAAAAGGUCUAAUCAAAAAGAUGGAUGCAAAGGCUGGCACAAGUGUCACCAACCACGCACUGCAGAUGAAAUUGCCCAAGCUAAAUAUAUUAUUCUGAGGGCAGCACAAAAGGCAGCCUUCUCAGGAGAGCUUUUAGCUUUACAAGAAAACAAGCCAGUUUCAAGAAACAGCCCUUUGUUGAAACUCAACCCAACAUUGGAGGAUAGACUCAUUUGUGUGGGAGGUAGACUAAAGUGCUCUGAACUCACACUUUUAGAAAAUAAUCCUGUAAUUCUCCCCAAGAAAAGCCACAUCUCUGUGUUGCUCACACACCACCACCAUGUGCAGGUAAAACAUCAAGGCCGUCAUUUUACUGAAGGAGCCAUCAGAGCAGCAGGAUUGUGGAUUCUAGGUGGACGGUUUUUAAUCAACUCAAUUCUUCACAAAUGCACAAUCUGUCGUAGACUUCGAGGGAAGGUUCAAGAACAACAAAUGGCUAAUUUGCCUCCGGAACGUCUUAAAUCCUGCCCUCCUUUUACGUAUGUGGGAGUCGAUGUCUUUGGACCCUGGUCUGUCUUAACCAGACGUACCAGAGGAGGACAAGCAGAGAGCAACGGUGGGCCAUGAUGUUCACUUGUCUUAGUUCGAGAGCUGUUCAUAUCGAGUUAAUCGAGUCUAUGGACACUUCAAGUUGUAUCAACGCUCUCAGGCGUUUUUUCGCACUUCGAGGUCCAGCAAAUCAACUUCAUUCUGAUUGUGGCACUAAUUUUACGGGAGCAUGCAAAGAGCUUGGAAUGAACAAGGCAGUGCAGAACUUCCUCAGUGAAAAGCAGUGCAUUUGGAAAUUCAACCCACCACACGUUUCCCACAUGGGAGGCUCUUGGGAGCGAAUGAUCGGGAUUGCAAGAAGAAUCCUGGAUUCAAUGCUACUGCAGCAUGGGACUCCUAUAACCCAUGAAGUUCUUUGCACUCUGAGGGCGGAAGUCACUGCAAUUAUAAAUGCACGACCACUUCUGCCUGUAUCCAUAGAUCCACAACAACCCUUCAUUCUUUCACAAUCAAUGCUCCUAACACAGAAGGCAGGAGCUCCACCUCCACCUGGAGAAUUCACAGAGAGGGACCUUUACACCAAACAAUGGAAGCAAGUGCAAGCAUUUGCAAACCAGUUUUGGAGCCGAUGGAGAAGGGAGUACCUUCCUUCUUUGCAACAGAGACAGAAAUGGAAUAUGUCAAGGCGAAACCUUCAAGUAGGAGAUCUAGUUCUCCUCAAGGACAAGCAAGCUGCACGUAACUACUGGCCUAUGGCCAUGGUCACCGCCACGUUCCCCGGGAUCGACAAUUUGGUCAGGAAGGUCGAAGUGAAGACUACAGACCAAGGAACCCCAAAAACAUUUUUGAGACCAGUAACAGAAGUUGUUUUACUCCUGCCCAAAGACUAGAGUUAUUUGGUAACCUUAGUGGCCUCACAUAGGCCAGGCGGGGAGUGUGUUGUCCUGAAGUCAACUGUUAAUAUUAUUUACGUAAUUACAUUAUAAUAUUUUUGUAUUAGUUGAUAAUAUUUUGUAUUAGUAACUGCAAUGCUUUAAUUUGGAGUUAAAGUUGUUUAUAUUUAUUGUACUUUAUAAUCGGUAAACAGCAGUAAGAUGAUGUCACUUCCGCUAAAUUACUUCCUGUUGGUUGACUUCCGGUAUUUGUUCGAAAGCUAGAGAUACAUUUUGUGGUCUUCUGUAGUACUUUCUGUUGCCAUCCUACACAAAGCGGCGAAGAAGCAAUGCCUUUUUCACCAUCUUGUCUAUGAAGGAAUUGUCAAAAGUAAAUGGUCAAGCUUACAACGACGUUCUCUUCAUUGACUCCGGUUUGGCUUGGUGUUGAGUUGGCGUUUUUACACGUCUCACGAGAACACUAAAAUAUGUAUAAUUAAUUUGAUAUUUUUCUGUAAAAAAAAAUAGGAAUAUACAUAGUUUGUCUUUUCUGGCAUAUUACUUAAAAUAUCAGGCGGUUUGUUUAUUUACAGAUAAUGUCUUCAAUUCUACAGUUUUAUAACCAAUUUGAAAAAUUACAGUAGAAAUUUACAGUAAACUAACCAUAAAAAUAUGAUUUUUUUUUUACAGUGAACCCUACAAAAGAUAUUUUUUCUACUACAACUAAUAAAGAUACACAUCUCCAGGCAUUAUUAGCCGUUUUGCAUGUGUUGUUUAGAAGUUAUGUUUGAAAACAUUUUUAUUGCUUUUUUCGCAUUAUCUCAGGAUUCUAAGAACAUUAUUGUCAUAUUCACAAAAAAAAAAAUACUUUUUGCAUUUGCAAGAUUUAAAAAAGCAUAUGAUCCGAGUAAAAUUCCCAAAAAUUUAUUAUUUCAGUCAUUAUUAGCCAUUUUUCAUGUGUGGUGUAGGAGUUAUGUUUAAAUAACUGUCAUAUUGAGUGUUACAGUAUACAGUCAUAUUGAGUAAAACCUAAUUUUUCUAUUUGCAAAGCAUUGAAAAACAACUUUAUCUUGUAAAACUCACAUGUAUUCAUUAUCACAGGCAUUUUUAGACAUUUUGCACGUUUGGAUUAGGAAUUAUGUUGGAAUACAUUUUUAUUGCUUUUUUCGCAUUAUCUCAGGAUUCUAAGUACAUUACUGUCAAAUUGAGUAAAAAGAUACUUUUUGUUCUUGCAAACCUUACCAAAUGUUUUUUUUUUCAGGAAAACUCUCAAAGAUGCAUUUCUUCAGGCAUUAUUAGACAUUUUGCAUGUAUAUUCUUGGAGUUAUGUUUCAAAAACUGUCAUUUUGAGUGUGACCAAUAUGAGGCCAGUAAAACUAAUUUUUGUAUUUGUGAUUCUUUCCAGAAUACCUGAUUCUGGUAAAACUCACAUAAAUUCAAUAUUAAAGGCUUUUUAAGACAAA